Molecule: messenger RNA, 1700 nt
Organism: Morone saxatilis (striped sea-bass)
Lineage: Eukaryota; Metazoa; Chordata; Actinopteri; Moronidae
Product: guanine nucleotide-binding protein G(i) subunit alpha-like
Exons: 5
Coding region: 1-546 (181 amino acids)
Biological process (GO): adenylate cyclase-modulating G protein-coupled receptor signaling pathway
Cellular component (GO): heterotrimeric G-protein complex
Molecular function (GO): GTPase activity; G protein-coupled receptor binding; GTP binding
Source: RefSeq, a predicted model, not a curated record
AUGCUGCGUACACGUGUGAAGACCACCGGCAUCGUGGAAACUCACUUCACCUUUAAAGAUCUCUACUUCAAGAUGUUUGAUGUCGGGGGUCAGCGGUCAGAGAGGAAGAAGUGGAUCCAUUGUUUUGAGGGAGUCACAAGUAUCAUUUUCUGUGUAGCACUCAGCGACUACGACCUCGUCUUGGCUGAGGAUGAAGAGAUGAACCGGAUGCACGAGAGCAUGAAGCUUUUCGACUCCAUCUGCAACAACAAGUGGUUCACGCUCACCUCCAUCAUCCUCUUCCUCAACAAGAAGGAUUUGUUUGAAGAGAAGAUCAACAGGAGUCCACUUACUAUCUGCUACCCCGAGUACUCUGGUGGGAAUUCAUACGAAGAGGCUGCAGCUUAUAUCCAGUGCCAGUUUGAAGACUUAAAUAAACGAAAGGACACCAAAGAGAUCUACACCCACUUCACUUGUGCCACAGACACCAAGAAUGUGCAGUUUGUGUUUGAUGCCGUCACCGAUGUCAUCAUCAAGAUCAACCUGAGGGAGAUUGGGCUCUACUAAAUUUUCAGGCCAUUCAGGUGUCUAGAGGAAAAUCAGGACUUUCUGGGCUGGUAUGUCUUGUCUGCAGAGGGCAAAUUGGAAAGUAUGUGUUACUAAGGACUGAGCUGGUGGCCAUGCUGCAUGCAGGACUUAAAUUCCACAAUUCGGGGACUUGAUACUAUGAUCACUUUUGUCUUAACAGAUUUAACGAUGCAGAGCAUACUAGGAGGAACUGAUAAGUGGGAGGGGGGCUUCUGAAAUGAUCACUGUGAGUUCUGUGGAGUCCUGUCAUAUUCAAGACCUUUACAUCAGUCAGGGGCUGGCAGGUAAAGCCCCUCUGAUGUCUCUGACGCAUUUAUAGUUUGCCAUAUGCACAAGGACCAAAACAAAUCAAAUCUAUUACUGCAUUUCACAGUUUCACAGCUGACAUGUAAAUUCUGUUCACUUUCUUUGUGUUGUAUUUCCUCUUAGCUUAAGUAUGUAUCACAUUGCUUUUAUUAAAUGUUUGAAUUUUGUUAUAUUUUAUUUUAAUUUUGAGUUGCAGUUAUAUAGUAUUUCCACUUUUGGAUGUGUGAAUGCGAUAACUUAUGUAGAGAAGCAUUUUGCGUGAGCAGUUUUAAUGUAUAUAAGUUAACCUUUUGGGUCUGGGAUUAGUUGGAAAGAGUUUAAUGAGCUCAGUAGCAACAGCUACUAUAUACAGAGCACAGCUGUCUAUAUAAUAAUUUUAACUAUUAACUAGACAACAAUGUAUUGAAUGAUAUUUUUAUACAUGAGACAUCACUGCAAAUGAGUUUGUAAGGGAGCUUUUGGGUUCCCUGUGUUUUCCAUUGGAGUUUAAAUAUGACUAAUAUUAUUCACUCAGUGGAGGCCAAUAUAGAAUAUCCUGUUUUUCAAGGUAUUUUUUUAAUCCUAUGGAUAUCAGUGAAGAUAUUUAAACACAUUGAACAUAAAAAGUGGAAUAGUUAAGUCAAAGGCUGUGCUUGUGUUUUUUGGCCGAAGCUGUCACAUAAUACUGAGGAAGUCUGUUGCUGUUAUACAGUACACUGAAGUGGAACACAGUUUGGGUUAGAUCAGAAAUUUCCUUGUAGAAAGCAUUAACAGUUUUCAUGUGUAGAUCUCUUCACAUUUUUGCAGCUGUACUGGUUCAUUUUAAUAUCAAUAAAUGAUGGCACAAA